UCCCUCUUUCUUUCUCUAUUUAAUACGCCUAGCCUGUCGCGCUUGUGUAUGUGUAUGCGUGUGUGUGCGUGCGUGUGUAUUUAUUUAUUUAUGCAUCUCAUCUGAAAGUACUUUUUUAAAAAUUAUUAUUAUUUUUAUUAUUAUUAUUACUAUAUUUUUUUUUCUUCUUUUUUUUUUCCUUCUCUCUAAACAUUUUUCUUUUUUAGUCGCUCCUCAAAUGAGAAGACGUAAAAGAUGGAGCUUCACAUUUUAGAGCACAGCUUGAAAGUGGCGAGUAUAGAGAAAGAGGGGAUCCAGAUUUGCACUCACGGAUUAAUCAAACUCGCCUUCUUGGCCUCUAAAACAAGAUGCAAGUUUUUCAGUUUGACAGAGACUCCGGAGGACUACACCAUUAUCGUCGAUGAGGAAGGCUUUAAAGAGCUGCCUGAGUCAGAGCACAUCAGUGUUGCUGAUGCUACAUGGUUGGCCCUCAACGUGGUGUCAGGGGGCGGCAACGCCUCCAGUUCGCAACCCAUUGGAGUCACAAAAAUCGCUAAAUCAGUCAUUGCACCGCUGGCCGACCACAACAUCUCUGUUUUCAUGCUGUCGACGUAUCAAACGGACUUUAUUCUGGUUAGAGAGCGAGACCUGCCGAUGGUCAUGCACACGCUGUCUUCCGAAUUCACUUUGCUUCGGGUCGUCAAUGGAGAGACUGUUGCUGCUCACAAUCUGGGAGUCACCAACGGCUUUGUAAAGCCAAAACUUGUGCCCCGCCCCAUCAUUCACCCGUUAUCCAGUCCCAGCAACAUGUUCUGCGUGACCAGCUUGGACCCAGACACGCUGCCCUCUGUAGCCACCCUGCUCAUGGACGUCAUGUUUUACUCUGGAGGGCCAAAGGAGCCAGGAGCAUCCAGCGAGGACUCGAGCCACAUCCGCUUCUUCUCCUUCUCGCUGAUCGAGGGCUACAUCUCUCUGGUCAUGGAUGAACAGACGACUCAAAGGUUUCCAAACAAUGUCCUCUUCACCAGUGCCUCUGGUGAGCUUUGGAAAAUGGUUCGAAUUGGAGGACAACCGUUAGGAUUUGAUGAAUGUGGCAUCGUGGCUCAAAUAUCAGAACCUCUGGCAACAGCUGACAUUCCCGCUUACUACAUCAGUACCUUCAAGUUCGACCACGCUCUGGUCCCUGAAGAAAACAUCCAAAGUGUCAUCGGCGCUCUGAGGACCGAGAGCUCAGCGCAGUGAAGGAAGCCGGCGGGAGAAAAAAAAAAAACGAUGAAAACAACCGGUUUUCAAAGUCAUUUCGUUUAUCAUGUCCAAAAAGUGCCAAGAGCUUAUUAGCGGACUACUGUGGAUCGGCUCUGACAGGAAGGGAUCUAACCACAAAAGCGUGGGUGGCGUAUGAAGGAGUGUGGCAGCAGUGUGUUAGGGAUGCCUUUGUUACUCGGUCAUUUUCUUUACCCUCACCUCCUCCUUCCUUCAUUUGGCACUUGAGGCCUCCACUGCCUGCUCUGGUAGUUGUUGCUUUAGUUUACCAGACUGAAUAUGUUUCUUUUCCUCUCUAAAGCUGCUUCUUCCCACUCCCUGACCCCUCACAAGCACCAUACUGUAUUAGUUACAUAAUUCCUCUCAUGGAAGGAUGACGAAUGUACUCUCAAAAACGAAAGAAAUAUUCUAUAUAUAUGUAUAUAUAUAUAGACAUAUAUCAAGCUCUCCAUUUUCUUUUUUUUUUCUUUUGGUGUUUUUUUUUCAACAGGUCAUUUCUCAGUGCCAAGAUGUUUGAAUGCCUAAACUGAUGCCUUUGUCAAAAUACGUGUGCAAUUGAAGGAGACAAUUUUGGAGACAGCCAGCGAUGCCAAGCGGCCUGGUUCAGUCAUGUAUGGUGUGGUUUUUUUUGCUUUUUAUUAGCUGUUGAACAUUGUUUUUAAUCACAACAAUGAUCUGACUUGUUGGGAGUCCCUCAAUCCCUAGAUGUUAAAUUCAGAGGCCUCGUGAUGCUUGGUCUGAUGAAGCAUGAAGUGAAUCCAUCAUCCUCUUGAUGAGGGAUUAUUCUUUCUAGUGCUCUCAUAAGUAAGAUGAAUUCACACUGUGAGCAACCUGGUUUAUCAGUCACUCAGAAUCAGCAGAUUUUAUUUAGGUAGAGA
Messenger RNA from Scomber japonicus (chub mackerel), 2120 nucleotides. RefSeq names its product cytosolic arginine sensor for mTORC1 subunit 2 (gene castor2). Gene Ontology annotation, cellular component: cytosol. The record is from RefSeq and is a predicted model, not a curated record. The coding region runs from base 235 to 1221 and encodes 328 amino acids. The transcript is spliced from 9 exons. NCBI's taxonomy places the organism in Eukaryota, Metazoa, Chordata, Actinopteri, Scombriformes, Scombridae. Gene Ontology annotation, biological process: cellular response to L-arginine; negative regulation of TORC1 signaling.